Messenger RNA from Lingula anatina, 1067 nucleotides. RefSeq lists its product as uncharacterized. Gene Ontology annotation, biological process: nucleosome assembly. NCBI's taxonomy places the organism in Eukaryota, Metazoa, Brachiopoda, Lingulata, Lingulida, Lingulidae. Gene Ontology annotation, cellular component: CAF-1 complex; nucleus. The record is from RefSeq and is a predicted model, not a curated record.
AUCGCGCGAGAUUUUUCGUGGUGAGUCGGCGGGAAAUAUUGACUAGCAGGUAAAAUUGUCAGCUGAAAAAAAUAUACAGAACAUCGUCGUUGGAAUUAUUCUUAGAAUCUUAUUCAAUGAUCGCAGAGUGUAUUGAAGUACCAGACAUGGAUGCUCCCACAGAAAAUGCAGGUAAAACUACUCUGCAGUGUCCCCCAUCAAAGAAACUCAAACAAGCUCGCCUGCCAUUUAAGAUGCUGGUCUCUAAGACAACUCUCAACCCUCCCACAGCCAGCAUAGGAAAGAAAAGAAAACUCUCUGAUCAAGAAGUCCCAUUGUCAAAGCUCCCUAAGUCAGUAAAAACUGAUGAAAAGAAGUCAAAAAACAAAGAAACCAGCCACAUUGCAACAGAAGAAAAUGAAGUCAGUUCAAGUUCUGAGACCGAAAAACACUACGAGGCAGAACACUCUGAAAUCAAAUUAAGUAAAAAUAAUAAGUCUGGUUUGAUUGAGACCUUUUUCAAUAAAUGCCAGACAAAAAAUGACAUUGUGCACUCUACCAGUGAUGUAGUGGAUUUGUCAGGGCCUGAAGAAAAGCGUGUAAUGUCAACUACAAGGCUGGUACGCAUGAUGACUUAGCUACACAACUUAAGAAUCCUGAAGAGAAAGAAAAUGUCAAUGAGAAUGCAGUAAAAAGUGCAGCAGAAUUCCAAGACACCAAUGAGAUAAAUGAAACGGGUGUUUUAACAACUCUUAAUUCCAAGAGUGCAAUGAAGAAGUUGGAUUCACAGGAGGAAUCUAAAACCCUUGCAACUGAAGGAGCUGUAGAGUCCCCUGAGAACAGUCUUAGCAAGCCAGCCACUGCCAGCACCUCUGUAAUGUCCAGUCCAGUAACACCAGUGUCCAGUAGGAAUCUCCAGUCAAUCCAGCCACUCCACUGGGUUCAGUAACCCCUGUGUCCAGUAAGAAGGUCACACCUGGUAUAACCAGUCCAGCCCUGACCAGUCCAGACAGCAGUGGGGCAUUGGACCACUCUUUUACUGCUAGUACACCAGGAUCUGCUCCACCUAAAAGAAAUGUAUCAUCUAC